Molecule: messenger RNA, 758 nt
Organism: Neopsephotus bourkii (Bourke's parrot)
Lineage: Eukaryota; Metazoa; Chordata; Aves; Psittaciformes; Psittacidae
Product: E3 ubiquitin-protein ligase RNF170-like
Exons: 4
Molecular function (GO): ubiquitin protein ligase activity
Source: RefSeq, a predicted model, not a curated record
ACUGAAGAUUCUGUACUAUUUCUUUUCCAGGAAUCCCUCCAAAUUUGGCAACCUUGUAAUCACAGUGACUUCAGCUGCCCCAUCUGUCUUCAGACAGCUACUCUCCCAGUAGAAACCAACUGUGGACAUCUAUUCUGUGGUUCCUGUCUGAUCACCUACUGGAAACACGGUCCCUGGUUAGCAGCAAUAACCUGCCCUCUCUGCAGACAAAAGGUGGUUCUUCUGGAUAGCAUCUCUUGUGAAAAGAAACAUGAUAAGCCAAGUAAACAAAUUGUACAUGACAUCAGAGAUUACAACAAGCGUUUCUCAGGGCAACCUCGACCUUUUGCAGAUUACCUUUAUGACAUGCCCUUAUUCCUGACUCUUGCCUUGCGAGGAAUCUUCACCUGGGGUGUUCUGGUUUGGCUUUUUUUCCUGCGAGUUGCUGUUUGCUCCUUUGGAACUAUCAUAUGCUUGUCUUCCCCAUUUGACAUGAAGCCUGGGCCUCUCUGUAGGACACUUGGAACCGCUGAUGACAUGGUGGUUGUUUCCCUUCUUUUAAUUUGCAUGAUAAACAUAUGUCAGCAAAUUGCACCUAAUGGGGUGAGUAUGGCGAGGUCUGCAGCUCAGAGCAUGCUGUCAGAGGCCUGACUGACUCAAACUUGGAUUCCUUGAUCAAAGUUCACCAAGCAGUGACAGGUUUCUGAUUUGGGGCAGAAGAUGAUAGAUUUGUCAUUCUGCCUCUGACAAAGGCUGAAGCAGGACUCAGCAAUACUUGG